GAGUGCGAUUGCAAGCAGACCAUAAAGAAAUGGAGGAGAUGCUCUUAAACAUGGAGAGUCAAGUGAAGUCUGCAGAGGUCAGGUUGACCACAAUGGUUGCGGGAGAGAAGUUUGACAACAUGAAGAACCUUCUUACCAAUGCUGUUGACGAGAAGGAGCUGCAGCUGGCUGAAUUAAGGGAAGAUUAUGACCGUGUCCUGGAAGAAGUGGCAGAGCUCCAUCGUGCGAUGGACGACCGGCAAUCCGUUCCCCUUCAAGAGCACGGGCGAGUGCGGGUUGCUCUAGAAGAGCAAAACUCAACCCUAAAGAAAAAACUUGCUGACGUGACUUCAAAGUGUCAGUCGUUAAUUUGUGAAGUGGAGGAAGGUGAAGACGAGAGAGAGCUGCUCAGAGAGGAGCUGCAAGUACUCAGCAACAAUCUGAAGACCAAGUUUGUGACCUUGGAAAACCACGAGGAUGUGAAAAGGUCUAUGGGACUCGCUGUAGAGGAGUUGAGGGUUAGAUUAACAGAGGAGACAGAGAAGAACAAACAGACUGAGGAGCAGCUAAGGAAGCUGCAGGAGGAGAAAACCUCUCUUUGUGAGAACAUUACUAACUUGAGGAGCAUGUACAUACCUUGUGAACGCUAUGAGAGUGAGAUGGCUGUACUCACAGAACGCAACACAGAACUAGAAGGAGUUUUUAAUAGCCUACAAGAUCAAUACCAGGAGAAAGUCGGUGAACUUGAGAUUUUGGCAGCUGAAAAGGCAACACUAAAGCAGAGCUUUGACACCAAGUUUGUCACAAAGGAGGAGUACGAGAGAAUGCAGACAGAGCUGGAGGAGGCUUUGGAGAAAGCUAAGAUUGAAAUUGCAAAGUUGGAAGACGAUUGUAGAGUUCGAGAUGAGGAGUUACAGCAGGCAAAAGAAGGAAAUGUUAUGUUGAAAGAAGAGUUUGAGAAGGUGCAGGCCAAGUUGGACAAUGAAUAUGUCAGUCUUGUGGAACAUGAGGUGUUGAAAAGCACCAUGAGCAAAGCUUUAUCAGAAGCAGAGGAAAGAGCUCAAGAUGCCUUCUCAAAGUACCAGUCUGCUCAAGAAAGUGAAUCAAAGCUCCACAAGGAAAUCGAAGCACAGAAGAAAGAGCUGGACACUAUUCAAGAGGCACUGCAGUUAAAGUUUGUGCCAGUGACCACUCUGGAAGAAAAAGAAAUGGAGUUCAACACCACUUUAAAGGAUUUGGAAGAUAAACUUACCAAUGUUCAGGAGAUGUACAAUAACGAAAAGACUGUAGGGAAAAGCCAAAGGCAAGAGAAUGAAAAAAUGAAAGAUGAAAUCGAGUCGUUGCAGCAGAAAAUACAUACAGGGCUUGUGUCUGGCGAGAAGCACAAAGAAGUGGAGGAUCACUUCAAGGGUCAGGUUGAGGAGCUGAGUCUGAAAUUGGUGGAGUUGGAACAGCAAUAUAAAGAGGUUACAAUUCAGAGGGCCGAACUUGAAGAGCAAAAUGCAUUGUGCACUUCUGAGAUACAGAGUCUUCAGCAGAAACUCAAUAGUGAGUUUAUCCACCUUGAGCAGUUUCAGGCCAUGCAGAGUUCUCUGAAUGGAAGCCUGCAGGAGGCGCAAAAGGAGUGCAAGAGCUUAAGUGAAGCUCACAGACUGGAGGUCCAGCGUGUUCAUGAAAUCGAGAAACAACUUCAGAGUCAGAGCUGUGAAGAGGCCCAGUUUAGCCAGGUUAAAGACGCUCUAGAGCGUGAGGUCAAUGAGCUCCGCUUGGCCCUUCGGGAGGAGGAGGAAACCAGUGCGCAGAGGGCUGAAGACGUUUCCACUCUGCAGACUGAGCUCCUCAGAGCCACACACGCUCUGGAUGACCUCCGUAGCCACGAAGAGCAGGUGACAGAGCUGAAAGCUGAAAAGCAAAGGUUGGAGGAGAAGGUGCGCGAACUUGGGGAUCGGCUGUCAGGUCUGGAUGAGCAGUAUGAGGAUCUGUACAGGGAAACAACCCAGGCUAGAGAGGGUGAAAAGAGGGCAAUAGCAGAAACCGAGGCCCUGCAAGUCAAGAGCGCCUCUAUUGAGAAGGAAAUCCGAGAUCUGAAAGAGAGAUACGAGGAAUCCCUCAGCACCAUUGGAGAACUGCAGAAAAGGAUUCAGGCAUCCUCUGAGCAGACUGAAGUUAAAGACAAAAGGAUCACAGAGCUGUUGGCAGAUGUUGAAAGGCUGAAACAGGCUCUGAAUGGCUUAUCCCAGCUGGCUUAUUCUGGCAAUACGCCCAACAAGAGACAGACUCAACACAUUGACACUCUCCAAGCCCAGGUCAAGAGCCUCCAGCAGCAGCUGGCUGACGCUGAGAGGCAACAUAGAGAAGUGGUUUAUUAUCGAACUCAUCUUCUCAGUGCAGCACAGGGUCACAUGGAUGAAGACGUCCAAGCUGCCUUAUUGCAGAUCAUUCGAAUGAGACAAGGUUUUGUGUGUUGAAGUCAACACACUGAGACUACACUGACUCCAAUUCAUCAUUCACACAGUAACCUCCCAUUCAGCUCAGUGCAGUUUGAUACUGCUCUGGAUAUCUUCAGUCAUAUUCUUCUGGUUGGGUUCGGUAGUGUUUGCAUUAACAAUUUGAAUCUGUAAUGUAGAUUAUAGCUAAACCUAUCCAAAAGCACAUAUACUAUAAACAUGCAAGACAUUGAUAAUGAUUUAAUCUUGAAUAAGCACAGUGGCUUAAAUAUGUAUGCCAUUGCUACAUGCUUUAGAGUCAAUGAGAAGUAUGGGAUGCUGAAAAGAUGUUAACUGCACACUAACAGUGAUUGAGUCUCAUGUACCUCUUUAUUCAUGUUGAAAUAACUUAACUACAGUUUAAAGAACAUUCCCUCCCUCCACUUUUAUAGCCUUCUUCU
Molecule: messenger RNA, 2866 nt
Organism: Danio aesculapii
Lineage: Eukaryota; Metazoa; Chordata; Actinopteri; Cypriniformes; Danionidae
Product: uveal autoantigen with coiled-coil domains and ankyrin repeats protein-like
Molecular function (GO): actin binding
Source: RefSeq, a predicted model, not a curated record